This is a messenger RNA of Closterium sp. NIES-65, 1956 nucleotides long. The record is from the annotation of a GenBank genome assembly. NCBI's taxonomy places the organism in Eukaryota, Viridiplantae, Streptophyta, Zygnematophyceae, Desmidiales, Closteriaceae.
AUGGCAAUUUUAAGCCCGAACGGUUGCACGGUCGAGGGUCAAGUAUAUCCCUUCCGACUGUUGCUCUCCCUUCCGCCGUCGCUCUCCCUUCCGCCCGUCGCCCUUCUUUCCCCCUCGUCGCCCUGCCUUCCGUCCGUCGCCCACCCUUGUUCCCGUCGCCCUCCCUUCCCGUCGGCCUCCCUUCCCGUCGCCCUCCCUUCCCGUCGCCCGCGCUUCUUCCCGUCGCCCUCCCUUCCCGUCGCCCGCGCUUCUUCCCGUCGCCCUCCCUUCCCGUCGCCCUCCCUUCCCGUCGCCCUCCCUUCCCGUCGCCCUCCCUUUUCCCGUCGCCCUGCCAUCCACUCCCCGUCGCCCUCGCCUUCCCUCCCGUCUCCCUUCCCAUCUCGCACACUUGUCACCCUCUCUUUUCUCUCCCUACUCCCUCUUUUCCCUCCCUCCAAUAAUCGCCUUCCUUCCCCCAACUUAUACCCCUUCCCUGCUUCCCCCCAUCCCCUGCCCUACUUCCCCCCAUCCUCUUCAUUCUUUCCCCGUAUCCCCAGCCCUGCUUCCCCCCAUCCCCUUCCCUGCUUCCCCCCAUCUCCUUCCCUUCUUCCCCCCAUCUCCGUCCCUGCUUCCCCCCAUCCCCCUCCCUGCUUCCCCCCAUACCCCUUCCCUGCUUCCCCCCAUCCCCUUCCCUGCUUCCCCCCAUCUCCAUCCCUGCUUCCCCCCAUACCCCUCCCUGCUUCCCCCUAUCCCCUUCCCUGUUCCCCCCCAUCCCCUUCCCUGCUCCCCCCCAUCCCCUUCCCUGCUCCCCCCCAUUCCCUUCCCUGCUUCCCUCAUCCCCUGCCCUGCUUCCCCAUGUCCCCUGCACUGUUUCCCCCAAUCCCCUUCCCUUCUUCCCCCCAUCUCCGUCCCUGCUUCCCCCCAUCCCCCUCCCUGCUUCCCCCCAUACCCCUCCCUGCUUCCCCCCAUCCCCCUCUCUGCUUCCCCCCAUACCCCUCCCUGCUUCCCCCCAUCCCCUUCCCUGUUCCCCCCCAUCCCCUCCCCUGCUUCCCCCCCAUCCCCCUCCCUGCUUCCCCCCAUCCCCUUCCCUGUUCCCCCCCAUCCCCCUCCCUGCUUUCCCCCAUCCCCUUCCCUGCUCCCCCCCAUCCCCUUCCCUGCUCCCCCCCAUUCCCUUCCCUGCUUCCCUCAUCCCCUGCCCUGCUUCCCCAUGUCCCCUGCCCUGCUUCCCCCAAUCCCCUUCCCUGCUUCCCCCCAUCUCCUUCCCUUCUUCCCCCCAUCUCCGUACCUGCUUCCCCCCAUCCCCCUCCAUGCUUCCCCCCAUCCCCCUCUCUGCUUCCCCCCAUACCCCUCCCUGCUUCCCCCCAUCCCCUUCCCUGUUCCCCCCCAUCCCCUUCCCUGCUUCCCCCCCAUCCCCCUCCCUGCUUCCCCCCAUCCCCUUCCCUGCUUCCCCCCAUCCCCUUCCUUGCUUCCCCCCAUCCCCUUCCCUGCUUCCCCCCAUCCCCUUCCCUGCUCCCCCCCAUAAUCUCUGCCCAGGUGUCCUUCCUAUUCAUUCUGUUCCGCCCACCCUCUCCCAUUCUGUUCUGCCGCCAUCUCUCAUUCUUCCCACCCUCUCUCUCCCUCCUCCCGCACUCUCUCUCUCUCCUCGCACCCGCACUAUCUCUCAGUUUCUGUUCGCCGCCCACGCUUCAUCAUAAACCGCCCACGCUUCCCUCGUCGUCCACGAUUCCGCUCGUCGCCCUCCCUUCUUUACGCCGCGCACGCUUCCGUACCUCGCUCACGUUUCCUCCCGUCGCUUUCAUCCAUUCGCCGCACUCCCAUCCGCUCGACGAUCUCCCUUCCGCGCGUCUCCCUCCCUUCCGCGCGUGGCCCUCCCUUCCGCUCGUCGCCCUCCCUUCCGCACGUCGCCCUCCCUCCCGCCCGUCGCCCCGCCCAUCCGCACGUCGCUCUCCCUCCCACUCGUUGCCCUCCUCCCAAUGA